This is a messenger RNA of Colletotrichum graminicola M1.001, 1485 nucleotides long. RefSeq lists its product as uncharacterized. Gene Ontology annotation, biological process: RNA polymerase II preinitiation complex assembly; transcription initiation at RNA polymerase II promoter. Gene Ontology annotation, molecular function: RNA polymerase II general transcription initiation factor activity. NCBI's taxonomy places the organism in Eukaryota, Fungi, Ascomycota, Sordariomycetes, Glomerellales, Glomerellaceae. Gene Ontology annotation, cellular component: transcription factor TFIID complex. Bases 1 to 1485 code for a protein of 494 amino acids. The transcript has a single exon. The record is from RefSeq and is a predicted model, not a curated record.
AUGCCGGAAAUCAGCGCUCCGCCGCCGCGGCCGAAGCUGAAGCUUAGCGUAGGCUCGCGACAACCCUCGUUUAGCGAACAGAACGGCGCGACGCCAUCGGCGUCGACUCCAUCCUCAUCCAUGAAGAUUAAGCUGAAGUCAUCACAACCGCCGACACCGGCUGGGCCCGCGGCGCCUACCCCCUCCAAGACGAAAGCUGGACGACAGCCCAAGCCGACAAGCAAGCUCAUCGAGUCCAAGAAGCGGGAACAGGACGACGACGAUGAUAAUGGCGGUGGGAGCCAGCCGUCGAAGAAGAUUAAGCUCCUGAAAACACCGACUGCGUCGACGCCUAGAACUGGCCAUAUUGUCGUCAAGUCAAAAGGCAAACCGCCUGUACACCCGCCUGGCGAUGGUUACGACUCCGAGGCUAGCGAUCAGGAGAAGGAUCCUACAAUCGAGGAGCAGUUCAUCUUGCGCAUGAUGCCCGGUGAACACUGCGAAUACGUCAGGAAAUGUAUUGAGGAAGGGAAGGUUGGUGUCCCUAGGAAGGACGGCGGCGCGGACAUCCUGAUGAAGUUCUUCGAGGAGGAGACACGGCGCGCCAUGGUAGUAGUGAAGGGGCAGCCCUACGCCGCGGUCAUGGUGGAGUUGCCCACGAUCACUGAGGGUAUGAAGUCUUGGGACCGAAAGACCUUGAUGAAGUCUGCCGACAUUUGCCACAUGCUCCUGGUCUUCCAGCAAGUAAGGAGCGAAGAGGAAGCAAAGAAGGCGCCGUUGCCUGCAAUAAUCCAGCAUGGCUUCAAGUGGCCUCAUGGUCUAACGCCACCCAUGCACGACGCUACAAACCAAAGAUUCGCCAAGAUUAUUAGUCGCUCGGAGAUCGAGCUGAAGGAAAACGAGGUUAAGAAGCUCCUGCAGGCCGACGCGGCCGCAUUGUCCUCCAAAUACGAACUUGUCGACGACCGAAAGAUGCAGUCUGGUGACGAAUAUUCCGAUGACGAGCAAGACGCUGACGGUGAGGCGGACGACAGCGGCUAUUUCCCGGCUGACGGCUACAACGAUGGCGAACUCGAUGAGCACGAUGAUGAUCUGGAGGCCGAGCUUAUGGCUGCUUUCGAGGAAGAGGCGAUGAACCAGGCUACGACAGAAGUUGGCACGCCAGCAACACAACUUGAGGCUGCUACACCCAUGACUAUGAACACGGGCACACCCGCACACAAUGCUCAGGAUAGUGGUGACGGCGAGGGGUCAGUCGCGAGCGAGGAGGACGAAGACGACGACGACGAUGACGAUGACGAUGAUAAGGAGCGGCUGGACGAGGUCAAGGCAGUGCGAGAGGAUAUUGCGCAGCUGAAGAACGAGAUCGCGAAGAAGGAACAAGAGAAGUCGAGCCAAACCAACAAAAUUCUGAGGAACCGUGUCGAGGCUCGCCUGAAGGAUCUAAGAGCAGAACUGUCACUCAAGCAGGCGUCUAUCGGAGAACAGGAGGAGGAUGAAGAUUAA